ACUAAGUUAAAGUACUUAGUCCCUCCGCUGUCCAGCUCAUACUUAGUUUCUCUCCACACCCCAACCACAACAAUGAUGGAUUCGCUGUUCGGUCAACGUUACUCUAAGCUCUCAGUAGAGCCUAGUGAGGAGGGAAAAAUUGAUAAUAAUCGGAAUGCUAAGAGCAUACCAUAUACUGUCUUUUUCUAUGCUUUAGCAGGUGCUGCUCUGUGGGUUUGCGGGCUGGUAAUGGGCGUUGUCAUCGCGAGGCAUUUCCUACCCUCGACAAAUUGUUCUAGCACAUCUGAUCUGCCAGGAACCAUUCCAAAGAUCCCUCUCUCCGACUGGACAAAGCAGCAUGUCCAUCACGAUACCGCCUUUGAAGCUGCUCCCCCGCCUAGCGAGCCUGACACUGUCUGGAAUGCCAUCAUACCGAAUGGACUAGGAUAUAUCAAGCACCCCGAAUUGGCUCCGGAAUUGUCUGUGAUUGGUGUCAUUCACCAGCUCCAUUGCUUGUAUCUAGUCCGUCGAGCAUAUUACUCCACUGCGUCCGAUAACGAGGACUUUGACUUCAACAUCGACCGAGCUCCUCACGUGGCCCACUGCUUCGAUUACUUGCGCCAGAGUCUCAUGUGCGCUGCAGACGCCAACCUGGAGCCAGCUACUCAGAUGAUAAACAAUAAUCCGAACUGGGGUUUUGACCGACAGUGCCGCAGUUACGAGGAAGUCAAAGCAUGGGCUGAACAAUGGAGGGUCUUCGACGCGCAUGGCUUUAUUCCCCACGAACUACUACCUGCGCACAACCACAGCGAUGCACGGUCGAGAAUGUAAGCAGUGAUAUGAAUAUAUCGGUAGAAGAUCUUUU
Paecilomyces variotii is the source of this 844-nucleotide messenger RNA. RefSeq lists its product as hypothetical. Gene Ontology annotation, biological process: mycotoxin biosynthetic process. The transcript is spliced from 4 exons. NCBI's taxonomy places the organism in Eukaryota, Fungi, Ascomycota, Eurotiomycetes, Eurotiales, Thermoascaceae. The record is from RefSeq and is a predicted model, not a curated record. The coding region runs from base 73 to 810 and encodes 245 amino acids.